UCCGAUUCCGAUCAUCUUGUCAUACAGCUUAAGUUUUUGCAAUAAAUUCAAUUUAUUUCGUUUCUUUUAUUUCUACUUGUAGUAAUUCAUAUACAAAUAAAAGUGCUCAACAAACCAAGCUAGUGACUUGGUAGCACUCAAAAUCCGAGGCCCCAGGCUUCGGCCUGUGGUCACACAUCCAAAAACCAUAAAACAAACCGCAAAAACGCUUUAAAUUCUUCGUAGCAAUUCUCCCUUCGUUUAUAAUUUCACAAUAUUUUCUACCGCCGUUAAGAUGUCUCAGUGGAACAACUCGUACGCUUACAACCAGGAUUACCAGGGCUCCAACACCUGGAACGGUGAAUUAGGCAAUCAAUAUUCAAAUCAACAGUACUAUCCCACCUCACAACCUACUUACGAGCAACCAAACCAGUAUGUAAACUUUCAAGAGUUUCUCUCUCAAAUGCAAGGCGGUAACGCCGCUGCUUCCAAUUCUGCUUCAUACAGCAACAAUCAGUAUCAAAACUACCCUAGCAACCAGUAUGAAUACCAAAACAUGCCUUCAACAUCUCAAAAUCACACUCAAAAUUACUUUUCAUCAUCCACUGCUGUUAAUGGAACAGAUUUCCAAACAUCACAUAACCAAAUGCAUGUAACAGAACCUAGUUAUAACAAUCAAAUGGUAUUCAAAUCAAACCUCACCGCAACAGCAACAGAAUUUGUGCCAAAGGGAACUCCAAAACCACCAAGUCCUCCAGAAGACUCUUCCAAUUACAAUGGAGUGUCAGAAAAUAAGAAAAGCACUGCUGGAAACUGGAGAGAAAAGUCUUCCCAGCCAAGUAGUUCCCGUAGCUAUAAUGAACCUCGGAAUGAUCCCGAAUCAAAGAAGAGACCAGAAAAAGACCGCAGGCGGCGUAAUGAAGGUCGUAACAAUAAUUUAAGUAGUCAAAAUGAACCUAAUAGUCAAUACAAUGAGCUUAAUAGUCAAAAUGAUGCUGAUGGUGGUGAAUAUGAAUCAAAUACUUAUAGUUAUGACUCUAAUAAACAUAGUGCUGAGUAUAGCAAUCGAAACUAUGAAGGCAGUAGUCGAAAAUAUGAAUCAAAUAAAAGCAGUCGUAAAAACGAGUCUAGCCGUAACUUUGAGAGCAGCCACAACUAUGAUUCCAAGAGUUACAGCAAUGAAGCGAGCAGUCGAAAUAAUGAUACUGAGCGUAAACAUGAUUCUCAAGACCGUAACCAAUCAAGUAGGAAUACUGAUUCUGAUUCACAGCAUUACGACAACAGCGGUCGCAACUACGAUAGCCGUUACGACUCAAAGAAACGCUAUGAAUACAAUAAUCGUAAUUAUGACUCCGGGAAUCGUGACAGAGAGGGCAACAGUCGUAACUAUGAUUCAAAUAGUCGGAAUUACGAUUCCAACAGUAGGAGCGAGAGUAAUCGCGGCGGCGACACAGGCCGCUCCGACUACAAUCGCCGCGACACUGACUACAAUAGUCGUAAUAACGACUACAAUCAAGAUCGCGAAUAUGGUCGUAACCAGGAAUAUAAUAGUCGUGACUACGGCCGCGGCUACGACUCUCGUUACGAUAGAGGAAAUAAAAAGACUAAGAGUAAAGAAGCUGAUAAUAGAACAUACUACAAUAGCACAGCUAAAAGUAGUCAGGACGUUAGAAGUACGAGGGUAGAGCGAGGAGAAGGUUCCGGCAGGAGCAGAAACUGGCCUGGAAGCCAGCGUGUUAGACCGGUGGAAAGAGCUGAUGAUGAGCAGUUUGCUAAAGGAUAUCUGGAUAACCGGGAAGAUCGGUAUGCCAAAGGCUCGAGAUCGGAAACCAAUUUUAGUCCUAUGAGGAACAGGAAUAAGCAAGUAGAUCAUGGAGGGAAUGCAGACUUGACCCAAAGGGAGCGUCUCUCGGAGCAACUGGACAAGGGAACUCUGGAAUGCCUGGUGUGCUGCGAGCGAGUGAAGCAGAUAGACCCGGUGUGGUCCUGCGGGAACUGCUACCAUGUGCUGCAUCUCCGCUGCAUCAGGAAGUGGGCCAUGAGCAGCAUCAUAGAGGGCAAAUGGCGCUGCCCCGCCUGUCAAAACACCAGCUCGGAGCUUCCUUCAGAUUACCGCUGCAUGUGCGGGGCCGUACGAAGCCCGGACUACCAGCGCGGGCAGCAUGGGGCCCACACCUGCGGACAGACAUGUCAGCGACCGCGCUCCUGUCCUCAUCCGUGCACGCUGCCGUGCCACCCCGGACCCUGCCCACCUUGCCAAGCCACAGUAUCCAAGCAAUGCGGCUGCGGCGCUGAAACCCGCUCCGUUCUCUGCAGCAGCAAGUUACCGCAAGUUUGCGGUCGAAAGUGUUCGCGCAAACUCGAAUGCGGAGUACAUUCGUGUGAGAAAGAGUGCCACGAAGGCCCGUGUGAUGCUUGCGAAGCCUCCGUAGAGCAAGUGUGCUACUGCCUGGCGGCGAAGACUCGGUCCGUCCCGUGCACAGCAGCCACCGGGUCAUCCGCGACUUGGUCGUGCGGCGCGGCGUGCGCGCGCGUGCUGCCGUGCGGCGCGCACGUGUGCCGCGCGCCCUGCCACCCGCCGCCCUGCCAGCCCUGCGCGCUGUUGCCAGCUAGCGUGCUGACGUGCCCCUGCGGCCGGACCAAGCUACCCAAAGACAAGCGCAAGUCCUGCACGGACCCGAUCCCGCUGUGCGGCAAUAUUUGCGCCAAGCCGCUCCCCUGCGGCCCGGAGGGGGACAAGCACUUCUGCAAGCUAGAGUGCCAUGAAGGUGCCUGCCCAACCUGUCCGGAUAAGACGCUGCUGCCGUGUCGCUGCGGCCACUCCAGUCGCGAGGUGCCUUGCUCCGAGCUACCGCAAAUGCUGGACAAUGUGUUCUGUCAGAAAAAGUGCAAUAAGAAACUGUCCUGCGGCCGGCACCGGUGCCGCGACUGCUGCUGCGCGGCGAGCACGCACCGCUGCGGCGUCGUGUGCGGCCGCACGCUGGCGUGCCAGCUGCACCGCUGCGAGCAGUUCUGCCACACCGGCCACUGCCCGCCCUGCACGCGCGCCAGUUUUGAAGAGUUAAGCUGCGAAUGCGGUGCCGAAGUGAUCCUCCCCCCGGUGCCUUGCGGUGCUAAACGUCCCGCCUGCAGCGCGCCCUGCCGCCGCCCCCGCGACUGCGGACACCCGGCGCUGCACGCCUGCCACUCCGGCCCGUGUCCGCCGUGCGUGGUGCUCACGGCCAAACGUUGCCACGGGCAACACGAGGAACGCAAGACGAUCCCGUGUUCACAAGAAGAGUUCUCAUGCGGGCUGCCAUGCGGCAAACCGCUACCGUGCGGUAAGCACACCUGCCAAAAGACGUGCCACAAAGGCCCUUGCGACGGCCGGUGCACGCAACCGUGCAACGAGAAGCGUCCGAGCUGCGGGCACCCGUGCGCCGCGCCGUGCCACUCGGGCGACAGCGACAAGGAUAAAGGCGACAAGCCCGACAAGCCCGCCUGCCCGUCCAGCGCGCCGUGCCGCAAGCUCGUCAAGGCCACCUGCCCGUGCGGCCGCCGCGCCGCCGAGCGCUCCUGCCACGACAACGCGAGAGACCUAGCCAAAAUAAUGAGUGCGCUGGCCGCAUCGAAGAUGCAGGAAGGCGGUUCAGUAGAUUUGUCAGAAGUUCAGCGUCCCGCCUCCAUGCUCAAAACUUUGGAAUGCGACGACGAAUGUCGCGUGGAAGCCCGCACGCGUCGCCUCGCUCUCGCCCUGCAGAUCCGCAACCCCGACGUCUCCGCGAAGCUGCAACCCCGCUAUAGCGAGCAUGUUCGCGCGCUCGCCGCUCGCGAGCCGGCCUUCGCGAGACAAGUGCACGACAAGCUCACUGAACUCGUGCAGCUCGCUAAGAAGUCGAAACAGAAGACACGCGCGCACUCGUUCCCGUCAUGCAAUUGGCAGAAGCGUCAGUUCAUCCACGAGAUGUGCGAGCAGUUCGGCUGCGAGUCUGUCGCGUACGACGCGGAGCCGAAUCGGAACGUCGUCGCUACUGCUGACAAGGAGAAGUCGUGGCUGCCAGCUAUGAGUGUGUUGGAGGUGCUCGCUAGAGAGAACGGCAAGCGGCGCGUCCCGGGCCCCGUCCUGCGCGCGCCGACGGCGCCCGCCCCCGCAGCCGCCAGCGCCGCCAACAAGUCUGGCAGUGGCUGGGCGACGCUAACCUCAACCAACGCGUGGGCGGCGCGCGCGCAGAAGGCCGAACAACAACAGCAAGCCAAGCCCAAGAUAGACUACUUCGACAACCCGCCCGACAACUAACCAGCAACCACUCAGGCUUUGAAAUAUUCCUAUGCAUUCUAUUUUUUUUUAUUUUUUUUUUUUUUA
Leguminivora glycinivorella is the source of this 4321-nucleotide messenger RNA. RefSeq names its product protein shuttle craft-like (gene stc). Gene Ontology annotation, molecular function: DNA-binding transcription factor activity, RNA polymerase II-specific; RNA polymerase II transcription regulatory region sequence-specific DNA binding; zinc ion binding. The coding region runs from base 275 to 4255 and encodes 1326 amino acids. The transcript has 18 exons. The record is from RefSeq and is a predicted model, not a curated record. Lineage: Eukaryota; Metazoa; Arthropoda; Insecta; Lepidoptera; Tortricidae. Gene Ontology annotation, cellular component: nucleus. Gene Ontology annotation, biological process: negative regulation of transcription by RNA polymerase II.